AUGAGGUUACGGGCCAAGAGAAGAAAUCUAGGUCUAACGUACGCAGGAACCGACACCCCGGCCUUCGCGGUGGUCGAAGAACAGCCCAUCAACGCCCGAGCGCCUCACUCGAACGGACUGAUAGACGACCCCUUCAACCCCUUCGCCAAGGAGACGUUCGCCCCGACCUCGUCCGAGAAACCCGCCGGCCGCAGGAGCUUCGCAUCGAGCAUACGGGGAUUUUACCGCAGAAGCCCCCGCGCUCGCACAGGCUGCGAAUCUCCAGGCCUCCACCUACGGGCCCUUGCAGCUCCCCGCGGGCAACGGAGUGAAGAUGUCCCCAUCCUCCCCUACUUCGAGGGAGCCGGCGAGAGGGUCGUAACGCCGCCGCCGCCGGCGAAACUCCGGGGCGACCGAGAGGACGAGGUUGACGGGUUCAGCCUCAAGAGGAGCAGGUCGAGCCUCUCCUUCCACGUACCCCGCAGGCGGGCGACGGGCGGCUCCUCUUCCCACGCCAACACGCCGCUGCAGGGAUCGCCCCGUGUCGCGGAAACGGUGAGGCAGCGGUCCGCGUCGUCGCCCCCGCCACCCGAGGUCCCGCCCAAAUCGCGGGCUAGGGCUAACACGGCGCCCGAGGCUGGCCUGGUGGACACGCUCAAGGAGCGUAUUGCCGAGGCGAUGAUGGAGAGGGAUCGGCUGCAGGAGAUGAUUGAGGACGUGAUUGAGAGGCAAAGCAUUUAUCUGGGUAGCCGCCCUUCGACGGCUCACUCCAUGAGGACCCAGAUCCUUGCUAGUGCCGAAUCCGUCCCGGCGAUCCCAGCUAUGCCUCCCAUGGCUCCCUCGUUUGCCGAACGCCUCAACCCGGACCUUAACCGAAGCGCAACCACCACCCCCGGCCCAUAUGGUCCGUACGGCCCGCAAACGUUUGCGCCGACUCCCCCGCCCGCCCCGCCGACUCCACCUCGCUCGCGCGCGUCUGAUCGGCCCAUCCAGCCGCCUCUGCCGCUGGUUCUCCGUCCGCCGCUCCGCAAGAAGAAGUCGUUUUCGCGCGUGUCCACCUGGCUCUUCCCCAACGCCACCAAUGACGAGUCGGCCGCCCACCACCAGCGCCGAGCCGGUGGCAGGAACGGCAUCAGCAUCGACUCCAUCACCAACGUGCCCCGCCCGGUCCGUGACACGGACGGGUUUUACCACGUGUCGACGGCCUCGACGUGGUCAUCCGAGGACGAGGGCGAGACGGUCCCCACCACGCUUUCGCCCUGCCAAAGCCCGGGCAUGAUGUACACGGGAGUUGGCAGCCUUGACGAAGGGUUUGCCGGACUUCUCGCGGUCCCGGGCGGCCAAGGCUCGCCCCAACAGCAGCAGCAGCGCUUAGACCGCAUGAGCACCUUUGGCGGCGGCCGCAGCGGAAGGAGCGAGGUCUCGAACGGAUCGGGCAUCUCGGGCGCCUCCACCGCGACAGUCGUCGGUGUUGCGUACUAA
Molecule: messenger RNA, 1461 nt
Organism: Parascedosporium putredinis
Lineage: Eukaryota; Fungi; Ascomycota; Sordariomycetes; Microascales; Microascaceae
Source: the annotation of a GenBank genome assembly